AUGGUGACCAACAUAGUGGCCAACACAGUGACCAACAUAGUGACCAACAUAGUGACCAACAUUGUGACCAACAUAGUGACCAAAAUAGAGGCCAACACAGGGACCAACAUUGUGACUAACACAAUGACCAACAUAGAGGCCAACAUAGUGGCCAACAUAGUGACCAACAUUUUGACCAACAUAGUGACCAACAUAGUGACCAACAUUGUGACCAACAUUGUGACCAACAUAGAGGCCAACAUAGUGGCCAACAUAGUGACCAACAUUGUGACCAACAUAGAGGCCAACAUAGUGGCCAACAUAGUGGCCAUCAUAGUGGCCAACACGGUGACCAACAUAGUGACCAACACAGGGACCAAAAUUGUUACCAACAAAAUGACUAAGAUAGAGGCCAACAUAGUGACCAACAUAGUGACCAACAUAGUGACCAACAUAGAGGCCAACACAGGGACCAACAUUGUAACCAACAAAAUGACCAAGAUAGAGGCCAACUUAUCGGCCAACAUAGUUGCCAACAUAGUGACCAACAUAGUGGCCAACACAGUGACGAACAUAUAG
Messenger RNA from Haliotis rufescens (red abalone), 558 nucleotides. Its product is annotated as ring-infected erythrocyte surface antigen-like. The coding region runs from base 1 to 558 and encodes 185 amino acids. The record is from RefSeq and is a predicted model, not a curated record. Lineage: Eukaryota; Metazoa; Mollusca; Gastropoda; Lepetellida; Haliotidae. The transcript has a single exon.